Molecule: messenger RNA, 1676 nt
Organism: Peromyscus eremicus (cactus mouse)
Lineage: Eukaryota; Metazoa; Chordata; Mammalia; Rodentia; Cricetidae
Gene: Tmem220
Product: transmembrane protein 220
Exons: 6
Coding region: 52-555 (167 amino acids)
Source: RefSeq, a predicted model, not a curated record
CUAGCCGGGCCUCGCCCUCUGGCCACGGCCUGGCCCUCCAGCUUCCAGGCCAUGGCGACUGCAGGGGCUCCUUGGGCUCCCGGCUUGUGGCGGGCCUGCAACGCGCUCAUGGCAGCCUUCUUCGGCCUGGCCGCCGUGGUGCAGGUGAACGAUCCAGAUGCAGAGUUCUGGGUGGUGGUAUACACGAUCCCUGCAGUACUUACCCUGCUUGUUGGGGUUAAUCCUCUCGUCACAGGCAAUUUCAUCUGGAAGAGUGUGUCUACGCUACAUGUGCUGUUUUGUGUGCUGUGGGCUGGCGGCUUGGCAUACCACGUCUUGCUUCAUGCACAGCAGAACAUCCUAAACGAGGAAGAAGGCAGGGAGCUGUCUGGCCUGGUGAUCAUCACAGCAUGGAUGGCACUGUGUCACAGCUCAGCAAAGAAUCCAGUUGGUGGAAGAACGCACUUGGCUAUUGCCAUUGUGAUCACUCUUUUCCCACUCAUUUCAUGGGUCUAUGUAUACAUAAACAAGGAGAUGCGCUCCUCCUGGCCAACUCACUGCAAGACAGUCAUUUAGAUGAAUUCGAUGUUUAAAUUAGUAUUUUAAUAUUUUAUGCACACUAAUGUAUAAAUAAGCCAGGAAAGAGGAGUUUCCUGGUUUACUUCAAGAAAUCUGAGUGAAUAUUAGAGAUGAUUUAAGGUCUUGAAAAUUUAACAAGGUACCUACAGCAUGCUGGAAGAUUGUACAGGAUAGAUAAGAAGCGGGGUCUGAUUCUUCAGAGGCCUCUUCUUGGACAGCAGGGGAACAAGCAUUGAGCAGAAAUCUGAGUUUGAAUUCAGCUUUCGCACUAUGUAACGGAGGCUGAACCAUGAAUGUCCUGGUGGAUAUUUCCUCCUAAUAAAGUAGGAUGUCAGAGCUCCUUGGUCACCGCAACCAAACUGAUGUGAAGGCACUCUGAGAAGAUAGAGUGUGUGCGGAUUACAAAAGGUUGUAUGUGAUUGGAGUGAGAGAGGGGCAGAGGUUGGGUAAUAUGCUGACACAGAGGUAACUCAAGACUGCAAUUCCAAACUAAUCCAGUAAACUUACCUGGUUCAGUGACAUGAACCAAGGAAAGCUCUAGAACAGGUGAGCCAAAUGAUAGAUAGGCUUGUCUUGCAAUGAAAGUAGAAAAACAGUAGAAAUUAAAGAAAGUACAGAAAAGAGGAAUUUGGAAUACAGAAAAGAUGAAUAGGGAAUAUUAAUGAUAAUUUCUUAUACUCAGUGAAAAAUAAGAUGGAAAUCUAUACAUUUGUUUAAUGAAUAUUGAUAUGACCACACUGAGAGCACUAGAGGGCAACACCAUCCAACAGAACAUCCAACAUGUUGUUAUGGAGCACUUGACUUGUGGGCAGGGUAACCAAAGACGUAAAUUCUUAACUUUUGUACUUUCAGAAGCAGAUGCUCAAUUGCCAGAAAAAGUUAAAUGUGCUGGGAAUGACACGUGUGUGUGUGUGUGUGUGUGUGUGUGUGUGUGUGUGUGAUCUACAGGUGAAGUAUUUGUAAGAGUUUAGUGUCAGGUGGAUGCACUUCUGAACAAAACACAAUAGAGUUUAGAGACAUAAACACAGAAUGCGUUUUAUACUGAGUGUAUGCUGAAAAAAUAUUUUGAAAUAAAUUAGGCUAAAUAAAAUAUAUUGUAUUUACGUUUUAAAGUGUGA